GUAACUUGCGCCUGAGUGGGGACAGUCUUGUGCCUCACCUCCCACCGCUAACAUCUCCUAAGUGCACCUUCUCCAGCACUGCUCUGAGUGCUGUCGCCAUUCCACCUGAAGAGCACUAACAGAAGCCAGGAGACAAAUUCAGUGAAAGAAAAUCUUAUAAAAGGGAGGGAUAACUACGUCAAGUGAAUCGUGUAUUCUCGAGGAUAUCUCACAUCACUCUAAAGAUACUGCAUAUGAUCUCGUUGCACAGAAUCGUUUUCUAGUCACAGGAAAAGCCAGUCACGGAGGAUAUACACUAGUCAAAGGACACUGAGCCAGUCGCUGUGGACAGGAAGUCCUGCAUAUCUCUACCUCAGCAAGUAAAAAACCUUGGGACCAGAGCUUCCUCAGCGCACACCUGAGCAUUACCACAACCUGACGCUGGAAGACCUACGUGAAGAAACGUCUCCGAGUACCUGAGAAAGGCUGAGAACAGGAUGAAAGGCUGGUUCGACGCCUUCCGCUCUGAGGGAGGUCCUACGCUCUACGCUUACAGUAACCGCACCAGCGUCACCGCUGAUGUUCCCACCAUCACCAUCUGCCUCCUCUUCCUUACAGUCUUCAUAGCCUUCAUCAUCAUCUUCCCAGGAGUCAGAAAAGAGAAGUUCUCCACCUUCUGCACUGUGACACUCAGCCUGCUGGUCGGCAUUGUUAUCUGCAUAUGCAAUGUGGGGUCGUCUUGGCAUGUGGCCCACGGUGUCAUCAGGUCGUCUUACCGGGCCUUCUCCUCUGAGAAGAUCGACGCCACCCUGGGCGUGGCCAUCGGCCUCGACCACGCCAACGUUACCAUGCGGGUCAUCCCUCAACACAACCGCAGCCUCGACAUCAACUUCAACGAGCGCUUCCACUGGAUCCAGCCCAGUGACAUGCGCAAGCACUACCGAGAGGCGCUGGUCAAGGGCCUGCCAUACCCCAUACUCACCGUGGCUGAGUACCUCACUCUAGACAACGAAGGCUUCGCCUGGGGCAGAUACUACCGCAGCGCAGGAUACUACACCACCAUCUGUUUAUGGUCAGCCUUUGCGUCAUGGCUACUGAUGAACAUCCUGUUGGUGAAUGUGCCCCGCUACGGUGCCUACACCAUGACAGUGACCGGGUCACUGAUGGGGCUCUCAAACCUCGUCUUCUACCUCCUCAUGCCUCCAAAACCCCUUGACAUACGCUUCGAAGACACUACCCUCACUUUCCACCUGGGAUGGUGUUUCUGGCUUACACUCGUUGUCGGAUGCAUUGUAACCAUAUCGGGACUAAUCGUAUUCAUGUUGGAUUGCAUCUAUCCACACAAAUUCUCAACCAUCCUGGAAGUGGACUUCGACACGCCCUACGACCGUCACAUCAUCAUCGAAGACUCCCACGACACGAGAAAACGUCGCUUCAAGAUACCUCGUCUGGAAGAGCCGCUCAAUGCUGGACUCAACGCUGGUUCCAGACUCCUCAGACGUUUGUCCAAAAGAGGAAAGGAAGCGACAGAGGAGAAUGAACCCAGGAUCACACCCGGCAUCGAUAACCACGCCUUCGAAAUGGAGCCUCCAAAGGCCCCUUGGAAAUAUCCGAACUUUAUGAUGAGAACAGAUUCAAAAAAAUCAACCAAAUCCGUGAACUUCCGGUCUGCGUCGCAGAGAUCGCAACAGUUCUUGGACAUCCCGCAGCUACCAGACUUCGAGGAGAAAAUCAAGCCCUUCCAACGGUCAGACUCUAAACAGAGCAGCAUGUCAUCCAUAUCCGUCGCGUCUUCACCCAAAAGCGUAAACUUCGAGGACCCGGUGCUACCAGGACCCAGCGUCCAUCCUGGCGGAGCUGAGGCCGUUCCCGAAGUUUCUAUACUCCGGCAGGACUCUAGCCAGUCAGUUGCCUCGUCAUCCUCUUCCUUUGGUUUAGGGAUGCUUACUCGGAACCAAAGUAUCCGUAGAAUUUCUAAUGAGGAAAAUAAUCAUCCUCCAGUUGCGAGAAACAACUCUGGCAAUAUAAUUGUGUUCCAUCGCACAGAUUCCCGAGGCCAGCUUCAGAGGUUGAACGGCGAAGUUGUAGAAAUCCAGACUGAUGAUUCAACAGACAUGUGGUGAAUCCUUGAGGGUUCGUGUGUCAUAAAUCCGGCUUAAAUUAUAUUAUAUUCAUGAAGGACUCACGCCAGUGCUCGCUUAUUUACCCGUAGCCCAGAUACCCAUUAUAGAUAUUUACUCACAAAUGGGUAAUUUGCUUUACCUGUCAUUUGUGGGUAAUUCAUAUAUUUUUAUUCAUUAUUGGUGGGUAAUUUAUAAAUUUCGACCCAUUAUUUAUGGGAAAUUUAUACGUUUUAUCCAAUACCUGUGGGACAGUUUAAUUCUUGUGGGCGUAAAUAACACGUCUUCAUGGGUAAUACCAGUAACUCGGAUGUUGUAUAAAUAUGUAAGACAUCCGAAGUGAAACUCAGUGACUAAUAUACAAUA
Molecule: messenger RNA, 2465 nt
Organism: Cherax quadricarinatus
Lineage: Eukaryota; Metazoa; Arthropoda; Malacostraca; Decapoda; Parastacidae
Gene: mol
Product: dual oxidase maturation factor 1 mol
Biological process (GO): protein transport
Cellular component (GO): endoplasmic reticulum membrane
Source: RefSeq, a predicted model, not a curated record